AUGAGCUCUACCAGGUCCUGCCGCUUCUGCGGCAGCGAAGAGCUUGAGCGCAGCGAACACAAGGGGGAGCUGACCUGCUGCAGGUGUGGGGCCGUGCUGGAGGAGAGCGGCAUAGUGGAGGGGCUGCAGUUCACAGAGGCAGCAGGAGGAGGCAUGUCCUUGGGUCAGUGUGCGGUCUCUCGGACAGGUACGAAGCUGCUGCUGCAUUUGCUGCAGCAUUUGCUGCUGCAGCUUUUCUUUGGGGGUUAUCUCUGCCUGACUACUGCUAAGGCUGCUGUCACCGUUCUCCCCGCAGCAGCAGCAGCAAGUGCAGCAGCAGAAAGUGCUGCAGCAGCAGUAGCAGGCUUCACUGUGGUGUUUAUGAAGUUGCUGCGGGUGCUGCACGUGCAAGUCCCUCACGUAGACCCGUCUCUCUUCUUAGAGAGGUUUGCUGCUCAGCUGCAACUCGGAGACAAAACUCAGCAGGUCGCGCAGACUGCAGUUAGGCUAGUACAGGCUAUGAAGAGAGACUGGAUAGCAACAGGAAGGAGACCGAUGGGUCUCUGUGGGGCAGCUCUUUUGAUUGCUGCGCGAUAUCACGACGUGCAGAUUGAGGCAGAGGAUGUUGCAGUUGUGUCGGUCGCUCAGCUUCCUGCUGCUGCACUUGCGGAGACAGAUUUGCUGCAGCUACCUGCGCUGUCUCUGCCACCCUGCCGCCUCACAAAAAGGAGACAGCAGCAGCAGCAGCAGCAGCAGAUACAAGACGCCUUACCUUUUGUCUCCUUUUGUCUCCUUUUGUCUCCUUUUGUCUCCUUUUGCUGCCAUACUCCUCGCGUCUUUGCUUCUCUACCGACUGUCUCUCUUAUAGUUUUUGUCUCCUGGAGUGGGGGCUGCCUUCUGUGUGCAGCAGCUGCAACCGCAGACGCAGGAGAAGACGCAGCAGCAGCAGGAGCAGCAGCAGGAGCGUCUCCAGCAGCAGCAGCAGCAGCAGAAGGAGCUGCAAUUGCUGCUGGGGGAGAGGAGACACAAGGGCCUAAUAAAGAAAAGGAGACAGAGAGGAGACAGCUGUCUCUCUCUGCUGGCAGCGAUGCUCUCUGCAAUGAACGUCCCUCUUCAGGAGACAUUUUGUCUGUAGCAGGUUGGAUAGUGCAGACAAUCAGCUCCUCGGCCCCCCCAGAAGAAGCAGCAGCAGCAGCAGCAGCAGCAACAGCAGCAGCAGCAGCAGAUGGCGCUGCUGCAGGAGGUGCAGCAGCAGCAGAUCCAACAGACAAAGCAGCAGCAGCUGCAAGAAGCCAAAGCGCAAAAGGAGACACCAGAGACGGAGACUCUGCUGCAUCGGGAGACACACGGGCGGGCUUAGAGACAGCAGCAGCAACAGCAGCAGCAGCAGAGGGGGAACACGAGGAGACAGUGCGACUCACAGAAAGCGAAAACCCUCUCGCCGACCUCCUUAGAUCUGUUAGGGCUCGGGCUGAUGAGUUGCUGCCUCCGGCGGAGACCCAAGGUCUCGCAGCAGCUGCAGACAGCGGGGAAUCCCCGUGUGCAGCAGCAGCAGCAGCAGGUUCAGCAGCAGGUGCAGGUGCAGCAAGGCCUGCUGCUGCUGCUGCUGCUGCUGCUGCUGCUGAGGGGCAGCGGGGUGCUGCUGAAGGAGAAGAAGAUGACGAGGAGUCUGAUGGGGCUCUUGAAGAUAUGCUUUUAAAUGAAGAAGAAAGAGAGGCAAAGGCACUCAUAUGGGAUGAUUUAACCCGCGAUAUUAUGCCUGAAGUAAAUCGCCGUAUGCGGCAGCGGAAGCAAAACGAGAGAGAGCAGCAGCAGAAUCCAAACAAGAGGUGCCUCUCCUUUGCUGCUGUUUUGUGUCUCUUUGUCUCCUUUUUGCAUUGUCUCCUCUAG
Messenger RNA from Eimeria acervulina, 1869 nucleotides. RefSeq names its product transcription factor IIIb subunit, putative. The transcript is spliced from 10 exons. Bases 1 to 1869 code for a protein of 622 amino acids. NCBI's taxonomy places the organism in Eukaryota, Apicomplexa, Conoidasida, Eucoccidiorida, Eimeriidae. Gene Ontology annotation, cellular component: transcription preinitiation complex; transcription factor TFIIIB complex; nucleus. Gene Ontology annotation, molecular function: RNA polymerase III type 3 promoter sequence-specific DNA binding; TBP-class protein binding; RNA polymerase III general transcription initiation factor activity. Gene Ontology annotation, biological process: DNA-templated transcription initiation; transcription by RNA polymerase III; transcription preinitiation complex assembly. The record is from RefSeq and is a predicted model, not a curated record.